Molecule: messenger RNA, 1330 nt
Organism: Hippoglossus stenolepis (Pacific halibut)
Lineage: Eukaryota; Metazoa; Chordata; Actinopteri; Pleuronectiformes; Pleuronectidae
Product: olfactory receptor 2AT4-like
Exons: 1
Coding region: 121-1125 (334 amino acids)
Biological process (GO): G protein-coupled receptor signaling pathway
Cellular component (GO): membrane
Molecular function (GO): olfactory receptor activity; G protein-coupled receptor activity
Source: RefSeq, a predicted model, not a curated record
AGAUUACACAAGGGUUUUUUGAGGUCUAAUGUAGAAUAAGAUGUUAAUGUCCUUGUUCUUUAGACUGAAGAGCCUUCACACAGAGGCCGACCUCCAGCACUCAGCCUCUGGAGCUCAAAUAUGUCUUUUCCCGGGACUGUUUUAAACGACUCUGUCAUCGUUCAUCCUCCAGGCUUCUACAUCAUUGGAUUUCUGAAGAUUCCCUCCGUCAGCGUCUACUUCAUCUUUCUGGCUUUUGUCUACGUGGUCACGGUUCUCUUCAACAGUUUGGUGAUCUAUGUAAUUGUCUCUAAUCGUUGCUUACACACUCCAAAGUUUCUGGCUGUGGUCAACCUGGCAGUGAUCGAUUUGGUCCUGAACACGUGCACGAUUCCCAGCAUGAUAAAGAUAUUUCUCAUGAAGGAUAACUUCAUUCCAUUCAACCUAUGUUUUGUACAAAUGUACGUGUAUUACACGUGUGUCUCAUUGGAGUCGUACGCUCUUGCUAUACUUGCUUAUGACCGGUUGAUUGCAAUAUGUUUCCCUCUGCGUCAGAACUCGUUCAACACACUACGAAGCAUGUCUUGUAUUGUCGGCCUGACGUGGUGUGUUGCUCUGGGAGUGACGGCAUUUACAACCAUUAUAAUGACCCGACUGUCUUUCUGCAGAUCUGUCAGUGUGUUCAGCUACUUCUGUGACUAUGCACCUGUGUUCAGACUCGCCUGUAAUGACUACACCCUGCACUGGUCUGCAGCUUCUGCUAUGACUUUUGUGAGCCUCGGACUUCCCUUGAUCUUUAUUUUUCUGUCGUACAUCAGCAUCCUGGUGACAGUGUUCAGGAUGAAAUCUUUAGGAAGUCGAUUCAAAGCUUUGGCCACGUGUGUUGAACAUUUAAUCCUUGUUACUAUAUUUUACAUUCCUCUACUGGUCAUUUUCAUGAUUGGGUUUUUUCUGAGAGUCAUUGAGCCGGACCAGCGUGUGCUCAGUCUGUCACUGGCCUCCUGCAUCCCCCCCUGCGUGAAUCCUAUUGUAUAUUCAUUGAAAACUAAAGAGAUAAAAGUCAGAGCCCUGGCACUGAUCAGAAAACAUAAAAUCAGCACACUACAAAAAAACAAAUCUUGUUGGGUCAACAAAACACAGCAAUAAUUUAGGAUUAAUGGUUUAAAGCCUGUACUGUGUAUAAUCAUAUGACAAAUAAUAAUCACAACUUUAGCAUGAAAUAAUGCAAACAUAUUCUUUUUGCUGUGUUGAGUCAACUGAUGAAUUAAUAAAUGUAUAAUUGUUUCAUUUUACCCCUGUCGUGUAACAUCAAGCUUAAUAAUAUUUAAACUGUCUUUUGUUUCCCCACAUA